AGCAUACCUCUGGUGUUAUGGCGGGGAGAGCGUAUGCCCUCGGCAGACUGCAAGAAAAUGUCGCUAGCGACAGCUACCAGACUCUGGAGGUGCUCAUCACUGGGGGGAUUAGCCUGUCUGGGUAUCCUAUCGUCGAUUGCCUUGUCCAUGCAGCACAGCAUCGCAAUCCGCUGCUACGCCUUACUCCUCUACUCGGUGGCGCAGAUACGGAAGUAAUGGCCGCGCUGACCCGCGACGAGGAACAUAUCCUGAGGCUCUUAGUGUCCGUAUCGGGUACCAAUCAGAACGAUAUUGUACAUCUCCGUGGCACCCCUGCAGCUGACCUGUUAAAUCUUCUUGAUCUGAUUUUGCAUCCUACGUCGCCGGGCGCCCCAGACGAAUUUCCAUUCCAAGCAAGCUUAUCAAGACAUGGCGUGGAAAUAGAACGUUCGCUGCAGCGUACAUUCGUGAGGCUGUGUGAGUUGUCCCUGCAGCUCCCUCAUAGGUUGUGGCUUGCGGACGUGCACUUGGAAGACCGUCAGCUUGUGAACAGCGGGUCUUAUGGAGAAAUUUAUAAGGGCGAGUAUGAGGGGAAGGCCGUAGCCCUGAAGUCCCUCCGCGUCUUUGGGCGCCGUGAAGACGACGCGAGAAAUACAAAGGUGCUCCAAAAUCUGAAUGGCUGCUAUGGUACAUCGAUAACCAUGGCUCUUACAGGCAUUCUAUAGAGAGGUCGCGCUUGCCCGUGGCAUGAACCACAGACAUGUCUGCCAGAUACUAGGGGCUGAUCGCGAGUCGUUCGCUGGGAGUCUUAUCUGCGUGGUAUUACCCUGGAUGAGUUAUGGUAACGUCCUACAAUAUAUAGCAAAAGUUGGGUGGUCUGCACAAGACGCUAUUCGAUUGAUCUUCCAAGUGGCAUCGGGACUGGCAUAUUUACACGGGAAGAAUGUCGUUCAUGGAGACCUGCAUGUCGGGAAUAUUCCCGUGGAUGCAGCCAGAGAUGUUCGUCUAGCCGAUUUUGGACUUGCCAACUUCUCAGACUCUUCGACGAGCUGCAGCUCAGCCCAACCCGGCGCUAUGCGCUGCAUGGCUCCAGAGAUACUCGAUCCGACUCGCUUUCGUCUCCCACGCACCCAGCACACGCCCGCUAGCGAUAUGUAUUCCUUCGGGCAAGUAUCAUGGCAGAUUUACACCGGGAAAAUACCCUUUCCUGACAUGAACAACUACCAGGCGAUGUUGGCUAUCCUCGAUGGCAAAUCUCAGGAGCGUUCGCUAUCUGACAGAGACAUCUCCGACACAUUUUGGGACAUUAUACAGGCAUGCUGGUGCUUCGACCCACCCCAGCGUACUGGCGCUGUUACAGCACGCGACCGGCUCGAAGCUAUCGACUCCGCAGAUCAUGCUGACAUACCUCCACGUCCUACAAUGAGGGAUAUCGAUAGAUCCACUGGCUUUCGAUUGUCCCACGAACUGGCGCAUACCACUGAUACCGCUGGGUUCGGCAAGACGUCACGACAUCCACCUCCCCCAUUGGCUCCGACAAUCCUCGACCCCCAUCUCCAUGAUCAUAGUCUGAUGCUAUCCCCUUUGAGCAAUGCAUCCGCAUCAUUCGGCUCUGUAUGCCCCUCGCCGACACUGAUAUGCGCAAAUCCUUCCAUGCAGUACUCAGAGGUCAUCCCGCUAUCUGUACCAGCCGCCUCUCUGGCUGAGCUCGCUUCCGGCUCUCCAAAGGCUCCCCAAAGAAAUCACCAAGCAUGUGCGUCCGUGUGCGAGAUUGCAGGAGAGCAAGCGCGUCUGGCACGACAGGAACGGAAUAAACAGCGGGAAAAGGCUCUGGCCAACAGCCAGCCGGUAGGUCGGACGCGUGGACCUGCGGCAGGGCCUGUGUUGCCUCCCCCUCUGCCGGCGUACUCAGCAAACUUCCCACCGUUGUCACCCCUUCCGCUUUCAGCCUUAGAGACUAUGAGGCCACCGGCGCCAGGGUCCAGCAGCAGCGGAACAUUGCCUCGUGUACAUUUAACCAUACCAAGCACCAAAACGCACCUCGGACAAUGCGACAGUUCUGCACAUGCCACGUCUUCUUUUCGUGAAGUCCGCGGUCUGUCGUCUCUCGGUGACAGAGGCAUGGCCUCUCAGGCAGACAAUCGGUCUCUUGGCCCACAACCUCUACGUGGAGUCUCGAUUGGGUUCAGCUCACCUGCUAUCUCGUCCCCUUUGGCUCCGAUGGAGGGACCAGAACCAGACGUCAUAACCCUUCCGUACCCGAGGCAUGUCCCUUCGAGCUCUGUGGAAGCAAGCGACGAAGAUUCCGAGGAGAAGUGGCGCUUCACGGACCGUGUUCGUGGUCUCCUUCGUCGUGGGAGCAGACAUAACGGCCUUGUGAACGACAGUCUGUCUCACAUCAUCACGCCGUUCUAUACGGACGGCUUCGAGCGUGACAAGAGACGGAACCUUCCCGCGGGGGACUGUCUGUCUCGUAGUGUCACACCGCCCCCUACACACCGCCUGAGGCGUUGGAGCAAGCCGAGCCGCUUUGGAAAAGACAAUAUGUCCCAUAUCAUCACGCCGUUUUACAUAAACGACUUCGGGCGAUAGUAUGACCCUCAAGAGCAGAGACAAUAUUAUAAGUUAUGUUGUGACAUGUAUCAUUCUUUUUCCCUUGGGGCCUCACGCAACGGACAUCACAAUCUCAGCGGCUCUACUAUCUGUGUCCUCAACUACGUGCCUCUUCCUUUAUCACCAUCCGUCGCGGAUUCCUUUGACAAGGGAAAUCCUAUAUGAUCCCGGACGAUAUUUGAAUGCUGGGCGAGUUCUCGGGCGCGCCAGAGCCGACGGCCACGGCGGCACUGGGCUAUUAGCGCCGGCGGGCGCGGGCGUUCGACGCGCAGCUGGCGGUGAACGAGAAUAAUAUAGAGAUUAACGUGACAGGAGAGUGGAGCUUUGGUGUUCUUGGUGCGCGCUCAUCUUUCUCUGCG
Molecule: messenger RNA, 2951 nt
Organism: Phanerochaete carnosa HHB-10118-sp
Lineage: Eukaryota; Fungi; Basidiomycota; Agaricomycetes; Polyporales; Phanerochaetaceae
Exons: 8
Coding region: 727-2571 (614 amino acids)
Biological process (GO): protein phosphorylation
Molecular function (GO): ATP binding; protein kinase activity
Source: RefSeq, a predicted model, not a curated record